AUGGCGCGAUGGAGUGCGCCUAUCCGGCACACAGCGAUUUGGCUUCUGAUAUGUCUUCUGCCCCUAACGCAAGCGACACCAGGGCCAUGCGAAGUAGAAACGGGUCAAUCCAGCAUUAUAGUUGAUAUAGAGGAAAGUAGAGGAGAUCAAGUCAACCAAACAACAGUGCCAGCAGAGUUACCAAUCGUAGGUGAUCCGGAUGUAGAUGUAGUAUUAUCGACGGUGUUUCCUAAAGGCCCCACUUUAUUUCAACUAGAUGGGAAACGACUACAGCUCCUCGAGCCGCUGGACCGGGAUGCUGAUAAUUUAUCUCAUAUGGUGUUUCAGCUAGUUUGUCAAGUGAAAGCUACGAAGAAAAGGCGAACCAUACCCGUGAUUGUCAGAGUAUCGGACAUUAAUGACAAUGCGCCAGUUUUCCAAGGAACGCCGUAUGAAACUAAUAUAUCAGAGCUCAUACCAGUCGGUACAACAAUAUUCGAUCGUAUCAGAGCCGUAGAUACAGACGCGGGAGUAAACGGUCUCGCGGAAUAUUUCAUAAUACCAGGAGAUAAUAAAACUAUAGAAGAUGCGAACGCCGCUGAUGGAUAUCAGUACUUCUCCAUACCUUUGCCCCAUCAAGGUCAAGUCACGGUGAACAGGAGUUUGGAUUACGAGCGCACUCAGAAGUAUCUAGUCACUAUUGUUGCUUCUGACCGCGCUCGCGAUACCAAACGUCGACUAUCUAGUACUACAACUUUAACCGUCAACGUGUUAGACGACGAUGAUCAAGACCCGUCCUUCAUUUACAAAGGGUGUACUUUACAUGAGGGCGCUUGUAUAAAUCCAGAGUAUACUAGUUAUGUAAAUGGAGGAGUUUUAGCUGGUAUCCUAACAAUAGAACCAGAAAAGAUCCAAGCAGUAGACAUGGAUACAUUAGACGCUCGUAUAAAGUAUAGUAUCGAAAGCGGUGAACCUGAGUCCUGGCCCACGUACUUCGCAAUAGAUGAAAACACAGGCGCAGUGAGACAGCUUGUGCCUGUAGAUACUAGUAUUGCGAAGAAAUUCCAAUUAAUUAUAAAGGCAGAAGAAAUAACAGAAUCAAAACGUUUCACGACGGCCAAACUAACAGUCACAGUACGUCCUGUAGACGCGAGUCCGCCCGAAGUGAAUGCGACAUCAGACGAAGGAAGUGUUGAAGAGAACUCGCCUAUAGGAACCAAAGUACUGGAUUAUACCGGACAGGCUAUCAAAUUGAGCGUCUCUGAUCCGGAUUUGGGACCAGGAGAUCCAGUACCCAAAUAUACAUUCGAACUGACGACUAGUUUCUUUGAUAUUGACAAAGAUGGCUACCUCAUAGUGGCUGAUGACAGGUUAGAUCGUGACCCACCGAACCAAAGCAAAUAUAGAUUUCAGGUAGUAGCACGUGAAGCAAAUGGUGGUCCGGCGUCUGCGCCUUAUUAUCUCGUUGUAAAUUUGUUAGACCAAAACGACAAUGCACCGGUUAUACCUAAAACUCAACCAAUCACUGUGCCCGCUAGCUUAGAGCCUUCUGUUGUGUAUAAGGUGGAAGCAACAGACAUAGACGAGGGUGAGAACGCUCGAAUCUCCUACAGCAUACACCAUGUAUCUAACAACGGUGCUAACAAGUUCACGAUAGAUCCCACCACCGGGGUGAUAUCAAGCACAAGUCGUUUGCAAGCAGGAGAACAAUACAGUCUAACAAUACGAGCGACAGACGCAAAAGGCCUGAGCUCGCAAGGCAUAGUGGAGCUGUCGGUGGCGCGCGGCCCCAACAUACAGCCGCCGCAGUUCUCUUCCAGGGACUACUACGCGCCUGUGUCCGAGGGCGCGGCCAUCAACUCUACCGUCACUACUGUCACGGCCAAAGAUCCAGAGAACGAGCCUGUUACUUACUCAAUAGUAUCGGGCAACGAUUUCCGGCAGUUUGCCAUCGGGUCCAACACUGGCAUCAUCACUGUUAUACGACGACUGGAUCGGGAAGUGUUGACUAGGUAUCAAUUGAUGGUAAAAGCAGAAGAUCCCGGCAAGUUUUCAACAACGGCGACCGUCAAUAUCAAAGUGACUGACAUUAAUGAUAACAAUCCGAAAUUCGAUGAAGAUUCAUAUUCGUUCCAAGUUAAAGAAGGUAUAUCAGGAGAAUUAGUGGGAUACGUCCACGCAACAGAUUUAGAUGAGGGUGUAAACGCAAUGAUAAGUUAUAACAUUCCCUCGCAUCUGCCUUUUUCUAUAGAUAAUACUACUGGCAUGAUCUCGACUAAUACUGAGCUGGAUUAUGAAGAUGUAAAGGACUACGCGUUCGUAGUGACAGCAACAGACGGCGCCAUCGACCGGCGGCUCGGCACCGCGUCCGUCACGGUGCUGGUGCAGGACGUGUCGGACGAGCCGCCCGUGUUCCGGCAGCCGCUGUACACCGUGCACGUGCCCGAGAACGUGCCCAAUUAUCCUGUUGUUAAAGUUCAAGCAGAGGAUCCAGACACAGUGCCAGAAAUAACAUAUAUUAUACUCAAAGGAGAUACAGAUUUAUUCUCAAUAGAUCGCAAGUCAGGUGUGAUACGUACAUUGCGGGCUUUGGACCGCGAAACUGCUGCCCGACAUGAGCUUAUCGUUGGUACUGAGGAAAAUAACGAUGGAAAUACUACUACUGUAGAAGUGUUAGUUGAUGACAAAAACGACAACGCACCAAUAUUCACAUCGGUCGUCCGUCCAGUUACUAUAGAAGAUACGUCAUCUAUCGGUAGUUUAGUAGAAACUGUCGAAGCGAUAGACUCAGAUGCGACUGCGCCUAACAAUCGUAUCAGAUACGCUCUCGCAGGAAGAGGAAAGGCAUCUAAGUACUUCCAUGUUGAACCGGAUAGUGGGAUUGUGAGAGUCAGGGAUGAUUUACGAAAAGAAACGGAUAGCGAAUAUACUGUGGACAUACAAGCUUACGACCAAGGAGAUCCGGUGAUGUCAUCUGUUAUGAGCCUCACAGUGUACGUGAGUCACUCUGCUACUGUACCUCCUGACGUAAGAUUAGGGUUCCCAGACACUAUGUAUACGGAACACGUGGCCGAAAACUCUCCUAACGGCACUUUAGUUCGGACUUUACCUAUAUGGAAUAAAAGCAAGCAUUCCAAAGAUACACCCCUCAAGUGUUUGCUUACAAAUUCCUCACAAAAAGGAAUAUUUUACGUAAAACUAACAACGGAACGUGAUUGUGCAAUAUAUUUAAAUAAAACAUUGGACUAUGAAGACAUAACAGAAUACUCUUUAGAGGUGCAAUUAGAAUCUAUCCAAGGUCUUAUAAACCUUGAAAGUAAUCAAGCAGUUAUAAAAGUACACGUGACAGAUGUAAAUGAUAACACACCAUUGUUUGUUUUCAAUGAGCAAUCCACUAUGGCUGGUGCGAAAGGGAAGUAUUUCGCAAUUGCCACUAAAGAUAUGCCGUUGGGAACUAACGUGUUGCAAGUUAAGGCGAAGGACAAAGACAGCGGUGACUUCGGUAAAAUCGAAUAUCGCAAAAAUUCGUGGACCAAAGCUGCAGAGGAGUAUUUCUCACUAGACCCGGAUACGGGAGUUAUCACUAACAUCAAAACCUUCGAGAAUGUUCCUAAAGAAAUAUUGCCUUUCAAAUUCAACGUCAUGGCCAGAGAUAAUCCUAAGGGCGAAGAUUAUAAGACUGCAAGAGCUUCUGUAGUGAUAAACCUCCUUCAAAAAGACAACCAGUUAAUCUAUGAAGUAGCCGACUUGAAUGUCGAUGCCAUGACGACUAUGAAAGCGCGUAGUUUACUUUCUGCUAUAGAAGAAAAGAGCGGUUUAGUAGCUGGCUUAGAAAAACUAACCCCUAGAUUAUAUUUAGGGGAAAACGGCACUUUAGAAAGUGAUUCGAAAGGCACUAACGUAUGGUUGUACUUGCUUGAUCCGAAUACAGGCGAGAUAUUGACGAGGGAGUCGCAGCCUGUGAAAAAAGCAAUAGAGAACGGUGUAUCAGUGCAAGCGCCCCUCACGCCCGUACAGCCGCGGCGGCCGCAGCUGGCCGCGGCGCCGCUGGCCAGCGCGCUGCCCGCGGCGCUGCUCGCGCUCGCCGCGCUCGUACUGUUCGCGGCCACCGCGGCCACCAUAUACAUAUGCGCUUCUUGGAAUAGAUACAAAAAACACAAGGAGCAAGCGUUACAACAAUACGGAACACUCAGUAUGAGUAUGGCGCCACCGCGGCCGCCGUCUGGGUACGAGUCUAGUGAAGACGAUCCGGCGCCUAGAUAUGAAACACAGGUUUUGAACAUGGCUGUGGACGACGCAGACCUACAAUUAGACUUCAGUCCGAACAAUCACGCGUUCAAUAUCCACAGUGUGCAGUAUUUAUCUAAAGAUAAUGGUGAAAGGAGUCCAACUCUAUCGGAAUCAGCAACCACAGCGAGAGCGUCAAGCGUGAACGACAAUAAUACACUCAACAAACUACACAACCAUAACAACGACAAUGCCAACAACAUAACCAUUGCUCGCAACGCUCAAACCCUCAACCGAAGGCAACAAACCAACCACGCAAUGAAUAACGCCUUGGGAACGUUACCGAGGGUCAAUAAUAACAACCUGGGAACAGGUUUGGUUACCACUUUGGGAAGGAAAAUUGGUAACAACCACAAAAAGAAAACGCAACCGAUAAUGGCGUAUGAUGAUAUACCGGGAUUGCAAAGAUCGACAGAUAACGACAACGUUACAUUUGGAAAGAGAAAUUUCGGCGGUUUCACCUAUGAGCCAUCUCACGUAGAAACUACAACGGAACUU
Molecule: messenger RNA, 4764 nt
Organism: Brenthis ino (lesser marbled fritillary)
Lineage: Eukaryota; Metazoa; Arthropoda; Insecta; Lepidoptera; Nymphalidae
Source: the annotation of a GenBank genome assembly